Camellia sinensis is the source of this 735-nucleotide messenger RNA. RefSeq names its product Chaperone DnaJ-domain superfamily protein. The record is from RefSeq and is a predicted model, not a curated record. NCBI's taxonomy places the organism in Eukaryota, Viridiplantae, Streptophyta, Magnoliopsida, Ericales, Theaceae.
CUCUCUCUCUUGCCCAAACCGUAAACCUUCCGAUAUUCCAAUUUCUCAACCUUCCUCAAAACGCCAAUUCAAUGAUCGGAACCCUAACUCUCCCUGCCGGAACUCCCCUUCGAUUUCCCCGGGAGAACCGCCCCUCUCUGCCCCGAUCUAGCCCUAAAACCUCCUUCACCGGCAAAAACCAGUGCAAAGCUUCGAUUCACGCCUUCGCCGACACAGCUCCGGCUGAGAUCGAUACGAGGACUCUAGGGAGCCUCUACGAGGUGUUGAAGGUGAAGAGAAGUGCGUCACCGAUGGAGAUCAAGACGGCGUACCGGAACUUAGCGAAGAUGUACCACCCGGACUCGGCCUCGCAAUCCGAGUCCUCUGAUGGCCGCGACUUCAUCGAGAUUCACAACGCCUACGCCACACUUUCCGAUCCGGCGGCGAGAGCGCUCUAUGAUCUCUCUUUGGGUGCCGGAUCGGGACGCCGACUGUUUGGAUACGACUCUAUUGGGAAUCGUUCCGGAUUUUACCCGACCCGGAGAUGGGAAACGGACCAAUGCUGGUAGCUGUAGGAUUUUUUUUCCCUUUUUUUUUCGGGAAAAUAAUAUUUUCAGCCGAAUGAGUAUUAGCCACGUCACAUGUACAUAUUGAAUGACGUGGCACAGGUAGAGAAAAAGUAUGUAAAUUUCGCAGCCAAUUCUCUUCCUACACGAGGGAGGAAAAAAAAAGAAAGUAAAUAUAUAUAUUAUUUAU